UGAGCGCUCAUUGGCUCCGGCCGUGUGCGCUCUGUUGUCCCCAGCGAGAGCAGCACAGCCCCUAUUCACAUGUUAAUAAGCCCCUAUAAAUACUAACAACAGCCCCUCAGCGCCAGCAGCACGUCUCACUAGGAUUGCACAAUAAACACAGGGCGCCUCGCCUCGCCUGCGAGUUUAUCCAUUUUUUUUCUGCCUGUAACCGGUUCCGUUUGCCAGCUGCCCCUCGCGGACGACUCGGGAGGUAAAAAGCAGCAGUGGGUGAAGCCACCGAAGCGACGAUCCAACCAACAUGGCCCCCUCGACUCGGCCAAACAACACCGGACUUGGCGUGGAAGAAGAUGAGUCCCACUACGGGAUCCAGAGAGCGGACAGAAAGACUAGGAAACCUCUGGUGGAGAAAAAGAGGCGAGCUCGCAUCAAUGAGAGUUUGCAGGAGCUGCGGACUUUGCUGGCGGAUACAGACUUUCAUUCCAAGAUGGAGAAUGCAGAGGUGCUGGAGAUGACAGUGAAAAAGGUGGAGGACAUACUGAAGAACCGAACCCAAGAAACAGACACACUCAACAGAGAAGCCAGUGAGAGGUUUGCGGCCGGCUACAUCCAGUGCAUGCACGAGGUCCACAUGUUCGUGUCCAGCUGCCCUGGGAUCGAUGCGACGGUGGCGGCCGAGCUCCUCAACCACCUGCUGGAGUGUAUGCCGCUGAAUGAGGACCACCUCCAGGAUGUGCUGAUGGAUCUAAUCACGGACACUUCAGGGAACAACAGCAGUACUUGGCACGGAGGCAGCGAGGCGGUGUGCACCACCCUGGCCUCUCCUGGAGGAAGGAGUCUGUCCAGCGGCCUGACCUCUGCCCUCUCCCCGGCCCCCUCCACCACGUCCAGCGAGGACCUGUGCUCUGACCUGGACGAGACCGACAGCGAGCACAACCAGAGCUCUACAGAGGGCACGGAGAGCAGAGAGGCUGUGAGCGUGCCCGUGACCUACCCUCGGUCCAUGUGGAGACCCUGGUAGGAGUGUGAGGGUUUGGAUGGAUUACAGCUGGGAUGUGUUGAAGCAGGGAGUGUGGGCUUUCUACUGAAGGAGAAAACUUCACCCUACAACUCAAGAAUGCCUUUACGACUUUCUACCACAUUCUCCUCUGGACCCCUGGACUGCUGCACUGAUGUCCAAUAUUUAGAUCUGUUCUUUAAGAGACAGAGGGAACAACUGAGCCACUGACAGCAGCCUCACUUAUCCAAACUGCAGUGGAGCUACAGAUGAUAAGAGACCAUGAGGAUUUUCUCCUCACCCACAAUGGAACCAUUCCUUGGCAUUCUGGGAACUAUAAGACAUCAUUAAAUGAAGUAGACUCGUCAUGUUUUCGGAACAUCUAAUGAGAAAACAUCGCCGGGGUGCUUUGGAUGUCAUUAAAAAAAAAGUUUAGGAUUGUAUGUAAGGGUGGAGUUUUCCUUUAUCUCAUCAGCUCAUGGCCCCUGCAGCUCGGAGCCACCUGAAAGCACCACCCCUUCCCUUCUCAGCGGUGACACCCUGGCUUCAAGUCCUCCCUUGUGACUUUUCUUUACACCUGGAGUAAGAAAAAACCUUUCCUCUCAGCACACUUAAAUCCCAACGAAGGACAGAAAAGGAACAGUUCACACUUGUUUUGCCUAUAACUCUAUGUAUAUGGGAUUUGUAUAAGGAGAAAAAGCUCUUUUUUUAGAAACUAAGAAGUUUGGCAAUGCAUCUGAUUAAUAUAAAUAUUUCUACUGUAUUUCAUAAAUUCCUGUAGUGUAUUGGACACAUAGCCUCCUUAAGAAUGACCACUUUAUCUUCUAAUGAGGUUUAGAAAUGUUUUGCGAGUAAAAUGUCUGAAUUUCAUUAAUAAAAUAAUGUAACUGGAA
Acanthochromis polyacanthus (spiny chromis) is the source of this 1878-nucleotide messenger RNA. RefSeq names its product hairy-related 13 (gene her13). NCBI's taxonomy places the organism in Eukaryota, Metazoa, Chordata, Actinopteri, Pomacentridae. Gene Ontology annotation, biological process: regulation of transcription by RNA polymerase II; regulation of neurogenesis; anterior/posterior pattern specification. Gene Ontology annotation, molecular function: DNA-binding transcription factor activity, RNA polymerase II-specific; RNA polymerase II cis-regulatory region sequence-specific DNA binding; protein dimerization activity. The transcript has 4 exons. The coding region runs from base 290 to 1009 and encodes 239 amino acids. Gene Ontology annotation, cellular component: nucleus. The record is from RefSeq and is a predicted model, not a curated record.